Molecule: messenger RNA, 1598 nt
Organism: Patella vulgata (common limpet)
Lineage: Eukaryota; Metazoa; Mollusca; Gastropoda; Patellidae
Product: glutathione S-transferase
Exons: 6
Coding region: 247-861 (204 amino acids)
Biological process (GO): glutathione metabolic process
Molecular function (GO): glutathione transferase activity
Source: RefSeq, a predicted model, not a curated record
AUUGAUGUGAGGUGGAGUCGUUCAUUGGCGUUCAUAUAACAGCCAUUUGUUUAACAAAUGAACUUUCAACCUACUUCUCUUUCAGUGGACGUAUAUAAAGCCCGGGUUAUUGAAGGCGCGCGGAAUACAUGAUCAAUAGACAUAGUCUAUAGAAUAAGUACUUGUAGAGCUAGCGAACGAAUAGUGCAGACCACCUCCGAGGUUAAUAUAUAACGCAGGUAUAAUACCGAAUACUAAUCAACCAAGAUGCCUAAAUAUUUCUUACAUUAUUUUGAUAUGAAGGGAAGAGGAGAGAUCAUUAGAUUUCUCUUUGCGGCUGGUGGCGUUCAAUACGGAGAAAAUGUCGUGCAAUUACCUGAUUGGCCGGCACAAAAACCCAAUCAUGCUCUUGGACAGUUACCAGUAUUAGAGAUCGAUGGUAAACCGUUUCCAGAGAGUAUUUCUAUAUCCAGAUAUUUGGCAGCAGAAUUCGGUUUACAGGGUAAAACCAAUUUAGAAAACUUACAGAUAGAUGCUCUUGUAGAACAGUGCGUCUUUUUACGAGAAGCUUUUUGUGAUGCUCAUUUUGAGGAAGACAAGCCCAAACAGACUGAACUGCACAGGAAGUUUAAAGAUGAAACGUUGCCCAGAAUAUUUGGUUAUGUUGAAAAAGUCAUUAGUGGGAAUAGCACCGGAAGUGGAUUUGUGGUUGGUGAUCAGAUGACGUGGGGAGAUCUGGUUCUUAUGGACGUGUGUGACAUCAUAUCACGUGACCCGUCAAUUUUGACACCCUAUAAAGUUAUUAAAGAACACAGAAAGAAGAUAGAAGCUCUACCAAAGAUAGCCAAUUACCUCAAGAACAGACCAUUUAGAGACAUCUAAGUACCACACUCACAGUCAUUGUUAUUGACUGCUUUUAGUGGUAGGUUUAACUUCUACCUUAUGGUGUGGGACGUUAAACCACAUUUCAUUUCAUGUAACUUGUGGCUGUGAGGUUACAAGUAUAUAGGCUCAAGUUGUACUUUAUUAUUGUAGUUUUUUUCUUACUGUCAAGUAUAAAAUUGGAAUUUGCUAAACAUAUAUUAUGCAAGAGCUAAAUCUGCCUAUCGCAAGUCUUUAUUUAGGCUUCAGAUGUUAUAGAAAUUAUUAAUUAGCUCAAAUAUUAACUCUGUAGACCCCCGGAUGGCAUGGAUACAAUUUGGAUUUAAACAGUCGUCCAUUUAAAAUUAAAUCAAUAAAUGGCGGACCACGCUAACGUUUAACGUUAGUCUCUGAUGUCACUACCGGAAACUGGUGAGGAAAAGCUUGUCAAGCGAGUCUACCAUAGCCAUUGAGCAUGUUACUUGAUAAUUGAGAAUAUGUGGGUGGAGUUAUCGUCUGUCAAUCAAACGAUCGCCAAUUCUCAUAGACGGUGCAGACACACAACUUCCAACAGUGACAAUUCCGUUCAGAACAAAGUAAUUUGACUGAAAUUUUCAACAUUUUCUUUUUUUAUCAUCAAUUUUUGAAUUACAUGUAUUAUAGCAAGAAUGACCAACUCUUUAUAAAACUCUUAACUAAUGUAUCUUUAAUUUUCGUAAUGUAUUUCGAGUUGUGGAAAUAAAAUCUUCAACAUGUUU